GCAAAACAACAGGGAAGAUGUACUUAAGUUGCAGCUACUAACUUCUGAUUAUCGAUCUGAUCGCUGAUAACAGAAAAACGACAACACCAUACAGCUGAUGGAAAUCGUGUGCGACUUUUCAGACUGUUUUUUUUAGUGCAUAUACAGGAAAAUGAGCUCUGUAGGAAAGUUUCAGUUUGCCAUCGACAGGGGAGGGACAUUCACAGAUGUGUGGGCUCGCUGUCCAGGGGGAGAGAUUAGAGUGCUAAAACUGUUAUCAGAGGACCCCCAAAAUUAUCCUGAUGCCCCUCGGGAAGGAAUACGCAGAAUCCUGGAACAGGAAACUGGGAAAAGUUUCCCUCCUGAGAAACCACUGGAUGCUUCGCUCAUUGAUUGGAUACGAAUGGGGACCACCGUGGCCACAAAUGCACUCCUGGAAAGGAAAGGGGAGAGAAUGGCUCUUGUCAUAACCAAGGGUUUCCGGGAUCUGUUGCACAUAGGAAACCAGUCACGUCCAAAUAUAUUUGACCUUGAAAUAGUGACAGCUGAUGUUCUGUAUGAAGAAAUCAUUGAAGUGGAAGAGAGACUUGUACUGAAACAGAAGAAAUGUGAGAUCAACAAGUCAUGUGACAUUGUCACAGGUGUGACGGGUGAACAGCUGGAAGUCUGGCAGCCCGUGAACUUGGACAAGUUAAGAGAUGAUUUUCAGCGUAUCAAAAACAAGGGAAUUAACUCUGUGGCUGUGGUGUUGAUGCAUUCAUACACGUACAGUGGCCACGAGAAAGUGGUUGAAAAGCUAGCGCGUGAGAUGGGCCUGAGCCAUGUCUCUCUCUCCUCAGGGGUCAUGCCCAUGGUGCGUAUUGUUCCCAGGGGGUUCACAGCCUGUGCCGAUGCCUUCCUCACACCUUGUAUACAGAAAUAUGUACAGGGCUUUGCUAGAGGAUUCCAAAAUGGUCUGAAGGGCACCAGGACAUUAUUCAUGCAGUCUGACGGAGGGUUAACUCCCAUGGAGAGGUUCAACGGAUCGCGUGCAAUUUUAUCUGGACCAGCAGGUGGCGUUGUGGGAUAUGCCUUAACGACAUAUCAGAAAGUGUCCGAUCUACCUGUGAUAGGCUUUGAUAUGGGUGGAACAUCCACAGAUGUGAGUCGAUAUGCAGGCGAAUUUGAACAUGUAUUUGAAACCACAACAGCUGGUGUCACCAUCCAAGCGCCUCAGCUGGACAUCAACACGGUAGCGGCUGGGGGAGGUUCCAUGCUGUUUUUCCGGGCAGGGAUGUUUGUAGUGGGCCCAGAGUCUGCUGGGGCUCAUCCAGGACCAGUCUGCUAUCAGAAAGGAGGCCCUCUCACGGUGACAGAUGCAAAUUUAUGCCUUGGCAGAAUCCUCCCACAGUAUUUCCCGCACAUUUUUGGACCAACGGAGGACCAACCAUUGGAUAAGCCUUUGACUGUGAACACAAUGAAAAAACUGGCUGAUGAGGUCAAUGAGUUUAUAAUCAGCCAAUCAGAGGUGUCUAGGAAACAGCCAAUGACUGUUGAGGAGGUUGCUAUGGGAUUCAUUCAGGUUGCUAACGAGACAAUGUGUCGACCAAUAAGAGCAUUGACUCAGGCCCAAGGUCACGACACGUCACGUCACAUCUUGUCCUGUUUUGGAGGUGCUGGAGGUCAACAUGCAUGUGCUAUAGCCAGGUCACUGGGCAUGACUCAAGUCUUCAUCCACAAGUAUGCUGGUAUUUUGUCAGCCUAUGGGAUGGCGCAGGCUGAUGUUGUGCACGAAUGUCAGGAACCUUGUGCUAAAGUCUACCAGACAGAAAAUUUAAAUUUCAUUGAUGAGAGGAUAGACCAUCUGAGACAGAGCUGUGUCGAGGAGCUGUUAAAACAGGGCUUCAAGAGAGAUCAGAUUGAGACUACGUCAUUUCUUCAUCUGAGAUACAACAAAACAGACUGUGCCUUAAUGGUGACCGCUGGGGAUUGUCAACAGGGUGGCGCCAGUAGUCGCUAUGGCAACUUUCGGGAAGCUUUCACGCAAAGAUACAAACGAGAAUUUGGUUUCACCAUUCCUGAUCGACCAAUCAUAAUUGAUGACAUCAGAGUUCGAGGUCUUGGGAAAUCUAAUGUGGAGUCGAAAGUUGAAGCCGACAUUGCUGAUGGACCACCACCUGUGCAAACGGUAGUAUCCUGUUACUUUGAGUCGGGCUACCUGGAUACCCAGGUCUAUCUCCUUGACAACCUGAAAGCUGAUCACUCCAUUGUAGGACCGGCUAUUAUCAUUGAUAAAAACAGCACAAUAUUAGUGGAGCCAGAUUGUGUGGCAACUGUAACAAGGCAGAAGGACAUCCUCAUAAAUAUCGAGUCUUGUGAAGUGAAAGCUAUAGGCACAGAACUUGAUGCCAUUCAGCUGUCAAUCUUCUCGCAUAGGUUUAUGAGCACUGCUGAGCAGAUGGGCAGAGUUUUACAAAGGACCUCUAUAUCUACAAAUAUAAAGGAGCGCCUGGACUUUUCGUGUGCUGUAUUUGGACCAGAUGGUGGUCUGGUUGCUAAUGCUCCCCACAUUCCUGUACAUCUCGGGGCCAUGCAGGAAACAGUGCAGUAUCAGAUGAAGGUUUUGGGGAGGUCAUUUCGUGAAGUUAUUCUUAGCAACCACCCUCAGGCAGGGGGUAGCCAUCUUCCUGACCUUACCGUCAUUACACCAGUCUUUCAUGAAAGCUGUGACUCAGCAGUAUUUUAUGUGGCCAGUAGGGGGCAUCAUGCUGAUAUAGGGGGGAUAACUCCUGGCUCAAUGCCUGCACACUCCAAAACAAUUUAUGAAGAAGGAGCUGUGUUCAAGUCCUUCAAACUGGUCAUUGAUGGCAUUUUCCAGGAAGAAGCUGUGACUGAGGCUUUCAUGGAGCCGGGCAAGUACCCCGGGAGCAGUGGCACCAGAAACCUUCACGAUAACCUAAGUGACCUGAGGGCACAGGUGGCAGCCAAUCAGAAGGGAGUGAGUCUUAUCUUAGGCCUGAUUGCGGAGUAUGGACUAGAGGUUGUACAGGCCUAUAUGACCCACAUACAGAAUAAUGCUGAGGUGGCUGUGAGAGAAAUGCUGAAAGAAAUAGCGAAGAAUACAAGGGAGAGAACUGGAGAGACGAGUCUGUACGCAGAAGACUUUAUGGAUGAUGGAUCCAAAAUUGCACUGCGUGUGGACAUCGAUGAAAACAAAGGAACUGCUGUGAUAGAUUUCACUGGCACAAGUUAUGAAGUGUAUGGGAAUCUCAAUGCUCCAAGGGCAGUAACUCUGUCAGCCUUGAUCUACUGCCUGAGGUGCAUGGUGGGACAUGACGUUCCCCUGAAUCAGGGUUGUCUCAAACCCGUGAAGGUCAUCAUCCCAGAGGGUUCUCUUUUGAAUCCAUCUGAGAACGCUGCGGUAGUGGGAGGAAAUAUUCUCACCUCACAGCGAGUAACAGAUGUCAUCUUUAAGGCCUUUUCUACCUGUGCUGCUUCCCAGGGUUGUAUGAACAACACAACUUUCGGAGAUGAGGACGGAGGGUACUAUGAGACAGUGGCAGGCGGAGCUGGUGCGGGUCCCAGCUGGCACGGCCGGAGUGGUGUUCACACCAACAUGACAAACACAAGAAUUACUGAUCCAGAAAUCCUAGAGAGAAGAUACCCAGUUGUACUGAAACGCUUUGAACUGAACCCUGGGACAGGGGGUAAAGGUCGUUACCAUGGAGGUGAUGGUGUUGUCAGGGAGAUGCUGUUCCGGAAACCACUGACUCUUUCUAUCCUCUCAGAAAGAAGAGUGUUCCAGCCAUAUGGCAUGCAUGGGGGUGCUCCAGGACGUUCAGGCUUAAAUCUGGUGUGCCACAAGGACGGAAGGAUCAUCAAUGUGGGUGCUAAGGCCUCAAUUCCCGUCAACACUGGGGAUUGCUUCCAUCUAGAAUCUCCUGGUGGCGGAGGAUGGGGAGAAUUCAAGGAAGAAAACACUGAUGGAGAGAGCUCUUCUGAAAAGAAGUCAGAAAAGACUGUAACUACAUAUGCUCAAAAAGGCAGCCUGUACACCUACAAACUCGCUCAAGAAUCUGCUUAAUAUUUAUCAAUGGAGGAAAAUAAUAAAUGAAUUGAUAAUGCUGACAACUGAAUGUAUUUAGUAAAGGGAGUUAUGAUAUUGGCUGAGGGGAACUAAAAACUGAAAAAUAAUUAAUGGGAAAAAAGUUACAGCGAUUCGUGACAAAACACUGAGUGUGUUUCAGUGGUUUUGACAGGAGUUUCGUCACUUAACUCAUGGACAUCAUAUUCAGGAACAUUAAAGAAUUUGGUGCUGGCUUGGGAAAGGCAUAGAGGUAGAUUCUAAUUACUCAGACUGAAAUUGUUUCUGUACAUUGGUAUAAAUGACAUUGGUUGACAGUGGUAAUGAGGAUACUUGGCAGCAUGAUCGCGCUGACUUGUUUUCCAGCUCAUGAUUUUGUCCAGUUUAUAAUUUUUUUCCUAUCCAUGUUUUUGUUCCUUUAUGAUUUUAUCCAGUUCGUAAUUUUUUUUCCUUUCCACGAUUUUGUCCGGUCAAUGAUUUUGUCCUGUUUCAUUUUCUCUGUUCAUAAUUUUGUCCAGUUUAUGAUUUUGACACGUUUGUGAUGUUUUUGCUGUCCAUGAUUGUUGUUGAUUUGGUAGCAGAUUAAAUUCAUAUUUUACUGGAAAAAUAUUAAAAUUUUAGGUGUAUGGUGGUAUUACGAAUCUUGCUUUUUGUAUUGCAUUCAGCAAGGUAUUUAUAGGUGCUAAUGUCGUUUUGUAGAUUUAUUUUUGUUAUGUGACUUUUUUUUACAGAUUCACUGACCUUUCAAAAGGUUAUUCAGACGUAGAACUCACAUAUCAGUACAGUUUUAAAAUAAUCAUGUGAAGUAUGCUUAUUAAGGCUAUGUGUCAGUUAUUAAUGAUAUAUUAAGUGGUAAUGGUUUGAUGUUGAAUGUUUUUCACCAGUUGAAAGCUAGAAAAGUUAUGUCAACAGUAUAAAGAGUGAAUGAUAACCAAAAUCAUGUGAUAUUAUUUUAUUAAUAAUUUUGGAAACAAAUUAUUUUGCUAUACAAACGGCGAGAAGAUACAUUGCUGUUUGUGGAUAAUAGCUGAAGGCCUCUUAAGAUUGUGUGGAAACAAAAGUGUUCCUUCAGUUGACACUUCAGCCCACCAGCAACGUUUUCGAACGCCUUACACUGUCGUGGUGAACAAGUCAAUGAUUCUUUCAUUAAUCGCCGUAAUGCAUGUCGCCUGAUAUGGCUUCAAGAUCCAAACAAUUUUGUUAUAUCACCAUAAAAAGUUGAAAGAAAUUUAACUGGCAAAGUUUGGUGGAAAUUAGCCCAGUAUGAGUACUUUAGCACCGAAUUUGUUCAGGCUUUCGCAGAGUUAUCUUGUCUCAUCAAAUCCAAAUAAAAUUGUGGUUGCUCUGUUUCUUCAACUUUCCGCUCUCUCAACGACUGUUCUCGCUAUCCCCAUUGGGCACCCUUUAUUUCAUCUCAGGCAAUAUUUCUUCAUUUCUUUACUUCAGCGUUGCCUUCUAGAGAACAAUUUUGUCUUUGACUCCGAAGAAAAUUUGAGAUUCGCCAUUAUUUUAGCGCUGUCUGACAGCAUAUCAUUCAUAAUACAUUAUGUUAUGCAGUUGUUUGUUCUUAUGGCAUAUUCAUCAUUUCUGCUAGAAACCAGUGUUGAUCUCUUACCUCCCAUAAAUGAAUUUAGAUUAAAACUUACAACUGGAUUUUGGAAUUUAUUGGUUUUUCUUACCAAAAUUUUACAAACUGUUUUGUUUAGCUGAUGGUAUUUACAAACGAGGUGUUGAUGUGGUUCUAAGGAAUACUGAUUGCACAGCUGUGCUGUUAUUGAUGUGAAAUAUUUGAAUUUCAAUUAAAAUUCUAUGAUGCUUCGCAGUAUGGAAUCAGGCUUGAAUUUGACAAUAACAGUUGUUUGUCCUGUUCAAUAUAUUGUGUAUCAAUUAA
Liolophura sinensis is the source of this 5933-nucleotide messenger RNA. Its product is annotated as 5-oxoprolinase-like. Gene Ontology annotation, cellular component: cytosol. The coding region runs from base 152 to 4042 and encodes 1296 amino acids. The transcript is spliced from 35 exons. Gene Ontology annotation, molecular function: 5-oxoprolinase (ATP-hydrolyzing) activity. Lineage: Eukaryota; Metazoa; Mollusca; Polyplacophora; Chitonida; Chitonidae. The record is from RefSeq and is a predicted model, not a curated record. Gene Ontology annotation, biological process: glutathione metabolic process.